This is a messenger RNA of Chara braunii, 1860 nucleotides long. Lineage: Eukaryota; Viridiplantae; Streptophyta; Charophyceae; Charales; Characeae. The record is from the annotation of a GenBank genome assembly.
CGUCACAACAUCUUCUUUCAGCCUUUUCGCAACGGAGGAGAAGCUUAAGGAGGUUGAGGUCUUCUUCAAGGCCAAUCCAGUUCCCGAGGCAAGCAUGGAAAUUUCUCGAACCAUGGAAACCAUCCGAUCUCGGGUCUUCUGGUGGAACCGUGCUCAAGGAGAAAUCAUUUCCUGGCUUCAGGGACACAGCUGAAGUACUAGCUGCAUUCAAGUGCGUGGUAAUUGCCUUUCAGGCUUCAGCCAUAUUCCUUCCUUAUAACAACAUCGUCGUUUUUCAAAUUUUCCGUCCGUGUAACAACACCGUCGCUUAGUUCCGUUUCUUCAUCUCAAGAUUCUCAACAGAUCAUUCUCAUAUAUCAUCUCUCUCUCUCUCAAUCUCUUUCUGCUCGUCAUGUUCUCCCUCUGCGACAUAGCAGCACAUGUUAUACCUUUUCGUCGAUUGUGCUGUGGUUUUAGACGUUGCGGGAGAGGGAAGGCUCGCAUAGUGGAUGUCUGGCGGUGAAAGUUGCAAGCAAAAAGUGAUAUGCUCCCUAGGGAAGGGUGCUAGACUUCUAACCAACCAUAUUCUAGCCACUGUUGUAUUCUUGACACAAAUUCUAGGAGAUUUUGUAAGGAGUAUACAUACCUAAGUCAACACAAACAUGUUUUUGAGAGAGAGAGAGAGAGAGAGAGAGAGAGAGGAAACAGAUAGAUACGACAGUGACACAAACACAAAGAGAAGUACCAACUUCUCUUUUAAGCAUGGUGUGUGAUAUUUUGUGCUUGAACAUUUGAUUUGCAGGAUGGAGGCAGUCACUGAGUGUAAUGAGCUGUCACACUAUGUCCUGACAGCAAUCGCUAGCAACCGAUUUGGUCGCGACAUCGGUUGGAAACUUCUUCAAGAGAACUGGCCUACUCUAUAUGAGCGCUUCCGCCAGUCACAGCUUGUGAUUCAGCGCGUCACAACAUCUUCUUUCAGCCUUUUCGCAACGGAGGAGAAGCUUAAGGAGGUUGAGGUCUUCUUCAAGGCCAAUCCAGUUCCCGAGGCAAGCAUGGAAAUUUCUCGAACCAUGGAAACCAUCCGAUCUCGGGUCUUCUGGUGGAACCGUGCUCAAGGAGAAAUCAUUUCCUGGCUUCAGGGACACAGCUGAAGUACUAGCUGCAUUCAAGUGCGUGGUAAUUGCCUUUCAGGCUUCAGCCAUAUUCCUUCCUUAUAACAACAUCGUCGUUUUUCAAAUUUUCCGUCCGUGUAACAACACCGUCGCUUAGUUCCGUUUCUUCAUCUCAAGAUUCUCAACAGAUCAUUCUCAUAUAUCAUCUCUCUCUCUCUCAAUCUCUUUCUGCUCGUCAUGUUCUCCCUCUGCGACAUAGCAGCACAUGUUAUACCUUUUCGUCGAUUGUGCUGUGGUUUUAGACGUUGCGGGAGAGGGAAGGCUCGCAUAGUGGAUGUCUGGCGGUGAAAGUUGCAAGCAAAAAGUGAUAUGCUCCCUAGGGAAGGGUGCUAGACUUCUAACCAACCAUAUUCUAGCCACUGUUGUAUUCUUGACACAAAUUCUAGGAGAUUUUGUAAGGAGUAUACAUACCUAAGUCAACACAAACAUGUUUUUGAGAGAGAGAGAGAGAGAGAGAGAGAGAGAGGAAACAGAUAGAUACGACAGUGACACAAACACAAAGAGAAGUACCAACUUCUCUUUUAAGCAUGGUGUGUGAUAUUUUGUGCUUGAACAUUUGAUUUGCAGGAUGGAGGCAGUCACUGAGUGUAAUGAGCUGUCACAGUGAGGGCUGGAUUCUAUACAUGAGAGAGAGAGAGGCUUGUGUGUGUGUGUGUGUGUGUGUGUGUGUGAGAGAGAGAGAGAGAGAGAGAGAGAGAGAGAGAGAGAG